This is a messenger RNA of Symsagittifera roscoffensis, 8633 nucleotides long. RefSeq lists its product as uncharacterized. Gene Ontology annotation, molecular function: nucleic acid binding; ATP binding. The transcript is spliced from 6 exons. The record is from RefSeq and is a predicted model, not a curated record. NCBI's taxonomy places the organism in Eukaryota, Metazoa, Xenacoelomorpha, Acoela, Convolutidae. Gene Ontology annotation, cellular component: nucleolus. The coding region runs from base 37 to 8433 and encodes 2798 amino acids.
CCUAAUUGUUGUGAUAAACUUAUUAAAUAGGUGCUCAUGGGUCGUGGAGACUGGAUCCAGCUUGGCCUAUCUCGGGAAAUAGCAGAUGUUGCUAUUGCACAGGGCUUUCAAGAGCCAAUGGCGGUUCAAAAAGCUACGAUUCCUCUAUUCAUCAGCAAUAAGGAUGUUCUUGUUGAGGCAGUCACUGGCAGUGGCAAAACUUUGUCUUUCUUGCUGCCGAUUUUGAAGCUAAUUCUAGAUGAACGAAAAGCGGGAGGCGAUGUGUCAUGCCCGCAUUCACUGGUGAUAGCUCCUACUAGAGAUUUAGCCAUGCAGAUAUACACAGUAUCAAAAUCACUUUUGAGAAGCUUUGGCCUGAGGACCUGUCUUAUACUUGGUGGGGAUAAGACUUGUGAGCAGAAUAUCAAGAAUUUUCUAGGCAAGGCGAAGAAGCCAGCAAAUGUUGUAGUGUCGACACCUGGUCGAUUCGCAGAACUACUAGAAAUAAAUGAAAAGGACAUGUUCAGUUUCAAAGGUUACUUCCGAAAUUUGCAAAUGCUAAUAUUGGACGAGGCUGACCGACUGCUGGACAUGGGAUUCCAUGAGCGACUGACCAGCAUACUUCAGAAUUUGCCGAAGCAAAGACGUACUGGGCUUUUUUCAGCAACCCAAACUGAGUCGCUAGAUGACAUCAUACGAGCAGGGUUGAGAAAUCCUGUUCGGGUCACAGUGCAUAGCAAAACACCUACUUUACCCAAUGGAGAGCCCAUAACAGAUGAUGCGAUGAUUAAAACCCCUGCAAAAUUGAGAAACUGCUAUGUCAGCUGCACAGGAGAGAAUAAGCUUGACAUGUUGCUCACGUUUUUGAACGAAAACAUGGAAUCAAAAAUUCUGCUGUUUCUUUCUACUUCAUGCCAGGUAAAUUAUUUCCGGACAUUUUUACCCAAGUUUUUGCCCAGCCUGAACUUGCUGAUGAUUCACGGUAAAAUGAAGAAAAAGCGAAAUCAGGUUGUGGAAAAAUUCCGGAAAAUGAAACAAGGAAUCCUGCUUUCAACUGAUUUGCUGUCGCGAGGAAUUGACAUCGAGAACAUUGACUGGGUCUUACAGUAUGACCCUCCGAGCUGCGCAACCAGCUUUGUUCACAGAUGUGGAAGAACUGCCAGAGCUGAUAAGUCUGGAAGUGCGUUGAUUUUCUUGAUGCCAAACGAAAUUGAUUAUGCAGGGUUCAUAGAAAUAUCGUUGAAAGCGCCACUACAGGAGUACGAAAUACAAGUACCCGAAAAGUUCAGCCAGUCAGUUGAAAAACUGAAAACCCUGGCACAAGAAGAUCGGACUGUUUUAGAAUUGGGCACCAGAGCUUUCGUUUCCUAUGUUCAGGCAUACAAGAAACAUGAGUGUAGUUAUAUAUUUAACAUGAAGAAUCUGAACUUCGGAGAAGUAGCGAACGGAUUCGGAUUGUUGCGACUGCCACGAAUGCCCGAGUUGGGCAAACGGGACAUUUCUGCGUUCAAACGAACAGAAAUUGACACUGCAUCAAUUGCGUAUACUGACACCGCAAAGGAAGCAGAGAGAAUUGCGAGGUUAGGUACAGUAAGGAAAACGGAGUCUAAAUCAUCGAUCAAAAUGGUCAGAAAGGCAAGAAUCGAGAAGAAAAAGCUGAAAAGAAAGCAAAUAAGGAAAGGAAAAAACGAGUUCACAAGCGAUGAGCUAGAAGAGAUCAGGCGAGACAGUUCCUUGUUGAAGAAAUCAAAGAAGAAACAAUUAGGGGACGAAGAGUUGCUUGAAAGGCUCCAAUGUGACAUCUGCAAUGUCCUAGAAAAAUGCUUGGACGGCAUUUUCGACAUAAGUUGGUGUAGUAGCAUCAUGCCUGUAGAUGACAGUGAAACACAACCGAAAACUGAACUGGAAGUGGAGUCCUCGACUGGAAGUCAAAAUAAAUCCGACAUGUCAAUCAACUUCACCGAUCCCUCUGACGAAGAACCUGAAGAUGAAGAAGACGUGUACGAAAUACUAGACGGAGUUGAGAACAUUCUAGAUAAGUCCGAUGACGUCGCGCAGAAUGAUCGCUCCCAGAAGUCGUCACAGGAGAAGGCCUGGGAGCAAUUUGGAUUGUUUUUCUUGGAUAAGAAAGACAGAAAUAGUCAGUCCAGAAGUCGUCCAGGUAGUCCAGAAACAAAUGAUAUUCCGUCGUCAGAGUCUAUCUAUGAAUCCAAGAGAGAAGGGGAAAUUAAAAAUUUGAUCUCGACUGGAGUUUCCGGAGCAGAAAAGGUUGAAGUGGGUUCCAAAGCCGGAGAUAUAGAUAAAAGUUUCGAAACUACAUUGACCGGUGAAGAUCAUCAGUAUGAUGACGAGUCGAUUGAGAGCAAAACCAGCGAAAAGUUAGAACUUAAUUUAUUGAGGAGCAGCAGCACAUCUUCUAGUAAGCCUAUGGCGAGAAGAACAGGAACGUUUAAGCCCUCACCGGAAAGAUUGAUGCAACUGAGGCGCGAGUUAGGAGCUGAUAUGAUUAGUUCGAACCCUCUGGCCGAAAAGUUACCGCCUAUUAAGAUAACUUUGAAGCUGCAGAAUGAGAACCACAAAUUAGAAAACGAUGGGACACAAAAUACCAAUAUAGAAAAAGGUGCAGUAAGUUGCUGCAAGCAGAAGAAAAAGAAAGACUCCAAGCUCAAAUGUGAAAAGUGUGAAAAACUCAUGCAUGCAAGUUGUCAGAAUUUAACCAAAUCCCAAGUUUCGGACAUUCUUGAAAAGAAGAGGACGUUUACGUGCACGGAUUGCUUGCUAGAUUCAGUUGUGUGUUCACGCAACAGAAGUCCAGACCAGUCAUAUUUCGCUCCUCAUGGUGCUAGCUGGAGAAACUCUGAGGAAUCGGGAUUGAAGAAUUCAACACUGGUAUCAGAAACUGGGUUCGUUGGUUGUCAGUUGGAAGUUCAAAGAGUAGAAUUGGAAUCAGAACGCCGUCUGCGGCGACAGUGCGAGGAUCAAGAGAAACGAUAUGAAGAGAUUCGUAAAAGGAGUACACUAUUCAGAAAACCGAACGGAUAUUUUUGGCUAAGUGAGGUACGUCCGUCAAGUCCUACUCGAACUGCGGAAGCGUCCAACACUGACGCGGAGAUGAGCUGUGAAGACGUGAUUGGAAGCCAGUCUCAGAAUGAAGACGAAGGUAUUACUUCUUAUGGAAGGCAAGAAAACGGAGAGUUAGCGGAGAAUCGUGAAUGGAUUGCACCGAAAAAGAAGUUGCAAACAGCGAGAAGACGUAAAAUAAAGAAGCCAAAACAAGAGGAAGCUUUCCAAUCUUUUAAUAAAGAUGUCGAUCAGAGCAUAGGCGAUCAAAUGCCAGAAUGUAGUUCCGACGAGAAGUUGAAGUCAAGUGAAAGUCAGAUAGUGGAAAAGACAACUGAAUUGGAAGAACACAAAACUGUACCUCGCGCGAAGACUAAAUCGGAGAGCCAUUCUUACAAGUCUGAAGAUGACGUUCCAUCCUCAGCGGAUGAAACCAAACUUAGUUCAGAGAUGGAUGCCGAUGUUAGGCCGAAAAAGGCGAAAAACAGCUCAAUAGUGGCAUCAAUGACAGGAAUAGUUCCAAGCACCAAGUCCAAUCGGAAACGAACGACCUCAUCGUCGCUAAACGUUGCGACUCAACGAUCGGGAACCCCGAAAGUUGAAGCCAACCUACCUCUGAAGGAACCGACGGAAGAAUAUAGGCGAAGAGCUUUUUUCAAGAUAUCGAACAAGGUCAAUGCCGCAAAUGUAGUUAGUGAAAUAAAAGAUGAAGGACAGCUGAAAAAUUUCAUCUUGAAAGUCGAACGUGAGAUCUUCAGGUUUUCGUUAAGAAGUGGGCAUGGUGACAACAGAGCUCUAACUGAUCGGUACGAAUCGAAGUUACUUGAGGUCUGCAACAAACUAAGCGACUUUGAAAUUGCCAAAAACUCCUACAAAGGAAAAAUAAAAAUAGUGAACUUGGUUAAAAAACCAGUACAUGAUCUAGUGGAAAAUAAAAAGACGCCGAAGUUGUCAAAAGAAUCAACACUAAAUCAUGGCAACCUAUUCGACUCCUUCAGUGAUCAAAAAAUUUCGAAAAUCUUGAAGAAAGAAAAGGAGCCGAAUGAGAAAGACUAUCCCCAAACAGUGAAACUGGAGGCGUCUCAGAGUUUAUUAACAGCGUCUUCAGGAUGCCAAAUCGAAGAUUCCAAAAUUGCCUGGAAAGGGAAGUUGGUUCAUGAUCAAACGAUUGUCGAUGUAGUUGCCUUUCGAGUAAAUGAAAGUCACGGUGAAGCCAUUGACUUACCCGAGCAAAUUAAAUUGGCGAAACUGCUUCCGAUGAGUGAAUUUUGGCGUUUGAUUGAAUCACUGUCCAGAAAUGCGCUGCUCAACAACCAGCUAACUGUUUUUCAAAUGAAAUCGACGAGAAAUAUUAUCGAGUACACUCUGUUCUGUCAGAAGCUAGAGAGCCUACAACUUCAUGGCUCAGCGAGAAGUGUCAGUGGUAAAAGCACAGUUUACAUUGCGCCAAUAACGAAACAUGAUACAAAGAAACCCUUGAUCAAUGGGUUCUCAAUUGACGUUUCGGUGCCCAAAUCAGAAAUUGCUCUUUUCUGUUUCGUGGUUUUGAAUAGCGCUAUGAAGACUAUCAAACAAGAACCUAUUGAAACGAAGAUAGAUGUUCCGUUUUUGGCUGGAUCUCUCGAAACGGACUUGGUGCUAGAUGCAAUCGCUUCUGAUAUCGACAAGAAAAAGAUGGAAACGUUCGAGCGUCUUAAGUAUCCAGAUAUCAACGGACCUCCUCCCCCUCUGCUUGCGGUAAGAAGCGAGCCGGGCCCAAGUUACAAACCCAGACUGUCCAAUACAUCUGAGCCAGAUUUCAAUUUUGAAGGUUUCCCAGAGCUACCAGAAGACGAUGGAAAUGAUUUCCCAUCAGAUGUCGUUUUUGAACCGCCGGUUAGUUUGACGCCAGACCACGAAGGUGACAUGGGAAGCACCUUUGACGAAUUUGAAGUUGAUUCGAUUGUUGAUGAGGAAAGUCCUGAGGAUCACAGGAUUUUGCCAUAUUUCAGUCCGGUUGGAGAGGGUCCAAAAUCUUGCGACCAGCUCAUGCCUCUCAGUUCUUCUAUUGCUUCUGUUUCACCUAAAACUGAGCCUGAAGACGGACACAAGAUAGAAAGUAUAGUGCCAUCGUUGAAAGCAGAAGCGACAGUGGCAUCAUUAAAAACAGAAACGAAACCCGAGAUUCCUGACUUCGCGCUAUUUCCUCAAGAGAUUCCUGUGGAUUUGGCACCUGAUGGUAUAGUUCCAAUGGAUCCUAGAAACGCUGGAAGACUUUAUGUCAACGGCAUGUCAGAAGUGGAAUUGCUUCUUACGGGCUUCAAAAGGGACAAUUUUGUAACGUCAAAGCACGCUAAGUUCAAACUUGAACCAGACGAACCCUUAGAUAGUAAGGAGACAGUUUUAAGAGAUUUUGGUAGUGUACCAGUGAAAAUUGAUCAGCAAUCAGAAAAACAUGAGAUAGAAAAUUGCAGAAGUUAUGAGCCAUCUAACCACAAAGUUCCUAAUGAAAUUUCGAAAAAUCUUUGUUUGAAUUUGGAGCAAGGAAGUCAACGCCUUUCAUCAGACAUUUCUAAGCGAAUUAGCCCAGCGGAUGAAUGGGAUAAUCAAGUUCCUAUAAAUUGUCCUACUCAAGAAAUUCAAAUUGAUUACAAAAUAAAACCGCCGGGUUUUGAUUCACAAGCAUAUGAAGAACAUGACGGUCAGCGUUCGAUGAAUUACCAACCAGAAUAUGGAGAUAGAAGCACUUACGAAUAUGAAAGAGCUAAUGCAGGUCAACACAGACUAAGUGGACCUGAAAUGUAUCCUAGAUUUCCAGCUGGACCUAGGGGUAUGCCACUACGCAGCAUGCUAGUUCCCCUCAAAAGAGACGAAAUCAGACCGAUUAGACCUCUCAUUCCUCAUCUCAUGGCGCAGCGCCAUCACUCCCCCCAAACAAUGUGCAAUCAGAUGGGCUUCACUCCCAGACCACCUCAUUUCUUACCUGGCUUCCCCCAUCGAGUGGGAGUUCGUGUGUACAGGAAGAAGAUAAUUUCACCACCAAGCGCACCUCAACAGUUUCCGCGCCCAGCUAGACCCAGAAUGUUUAACACCAGACUUAGAGCUCAGAGUUCAUGCCCUACUUUUCAUCCCGAGAGUAACGAGUAUGAAGUCAGAAAUCAACCGGUCACUCAGUACAGUGUGCCAGAAUAUUCUAGCUACAGACCUAAUUCUUCAGUGAUUCCUCCUCCGCUUUUGAGGCCAGAUGAAGCGCCACCCAAUGGCAUGAGUACUCGUACAUCUCAACCUGGAUACUCGCUGCCUGCGCAACAAGAAAUCGAAAUGCCGGACCAUCCUGAGACUUAUUCGCAAUCAUACCAUUCGUAUUCUAAUGCUACGCAAGCUGUUCAUGACGAGAAGAUUAAACUGACGAGUCCGAAGUGUGCUUCCCAAACUGGCGACUCUUUUUCGAUUCUGGAUGUAAAAAAUUACAGGCAGCACUUUUCAGAAACAAGGCACCCUAAACGUUUUUGCGAAGACUUGCCCCAACCAGAGGAGCCAAAAAUGGUUAAUCAAGGUGAAAACGUUUGUUUCAGUGACACGAAAGAAACCGAAAAAUAUUUAAAUAACUCUCAUAGAGAGGAAAUUGCUAAACCUGUUCAAGAGAACUGCAAAAUUGGUCAAAAUGUAGAAGGCCUGGAAAUUGAGCAUCAGGUUCCGGCGUUACCUAUUCACCAAAAUAUUGAAAAUAAAUGUGAGGCUGAACAGAUUCCGGACUUGAUGCAGAUUUCGCCAACUUUGCCAGUUGGUGGUUUUUACAACCCUUCGCCAAGUUUUGUCCCGCCAAUUGAAAGUUUUGGAACCACCGGAGCUUCCCAAUGCAACUCUCGCGAUUUUGUUCCACCGAAUGAAAUGUAUGGCACCGCAGUAGCGUUCCGUAGCAAUUCUCCCGCUUUUGUUGCACCGAAGGAAAGUUUUGUUCCCGCUAGAGCUUUCCGGAGUAGUUCUCCCGGUUUUGUUCCACCGGAUGAAAAUUAUGCUCCAGCUGGGCCUUACCGAAGCAAUUCCACUGGAUUUUUUCCACCGAAUGAAAAUAAUGUUACAGCUGGCGCUUACAGAAACAAUUCCAUUGGCUUCGUUCCACCGAAUGAAAAUUUUGUCACCGCUGGAUCUUUCGGGGUUUGUUCUCCCGGGUUUGUCCCACCGAAUGAAAAUUGUGUCCCCGCUGGCGCUUUUCAGCAUACUUCGUCUAAUUUUUCUCCACCAAAUGAGAAUUUAGGAACAUCUGGAGCUUUUCGUGGGAACGCUCCUGGUUUUAUCCCUCCAAAUGGAAAUUUUGUUUCUGAGAAUUUUAAUGCUGCUCCGCCCUGUAAUCUAGCAAAUGAGUUCAGUACUUCUGAAGGUGGAAAUAGUCGCAGUAGUCGCGGAAAACAUUAUUCACGGGGUCAUGAAAAAAGUCACGUUGACAACCGAAACUGGCAGCAGAAUUACAACGUACAAGCAAGCAGUUAUAAGCAAAGCGAAAGUAGUUACAACGAGAGAGGCAAGAAUAACCAUGGGUACUAUAAAUCGACCAAAAAUUUUAAGGAAGCUAGCUAUAAUUACGACACUAAGUAUAAUAACGAGAACAGAAAACAACACCACGAAAACGCACCCAGUAGAGAUUCUGGUUUCGAUAGUUACGAAGUAAAAAGUAGCAGAGGGCAUAACUUUGACAGCCAUGUACCUGGAAGUUCGAAUAACAUGAAUCAGCAUGGUAAAAGUCACGGUAGUUCAAGCAAUCGUCGCCAGAACUCGACCUCGAAGCUCAGAUCAUGGCGCGACCUCUCUCCUGGAUCCGAAGGAGAGUUUGACGAGGCGCCGCGGCUACCUAAAAGGUCAAAGAGUGGAUACAGGGACGAGGGUUUACCCAAUUAUGAGAAUGAAAUCAACGAUGAAGAUGGUGAAGACAAUGACAGCUUCGAUGAAAUUCUGAGAUCGAAAAGGAAAGGAAGGCGACAUCAUUCGGAUUGGUAUGAUGAAGAUGAGUUCUCCAGAAGGAGCUCGAAAAAAGAUUGGUCCUCCUGUGAACAAAGCGAAGCGAGCAGUGAAAAGAAAGCAAAACGACGUGAAAAGUCAAUAGACAGUCGCUCGUCAUCAAUGGGGAGCUGGACUUCCCGCCACAAUGACACGGUGCUAGAAACGACAAUGGGGAGUUCCAAGAGCUGCAUACCAAAGCCAGGAGCAACCCCGAAAAAAGACGUGGCGUUGCCAAUUGAGACCUUCAUCACCGCCAAGAAAAUGAAACAUAAAAGGUCUUCGAAACCGGAACGAGAAAGUAGCAUUACGGAAAAAUCUGGUAAAAUUGACAUAAACAAAUUGAGUAAACAAGAAGGGCAUGUUCCAAAGAAAGUGGUCGACCCAGAUGAUCUAGAAGAUGGCGAAUGCUCCGAUUAGAGAAUUAAAACUUAAAUAAGUGGAUUUAUAACUCCCAGUAUUUCAAAAAUGUUAUGUUUUGAUUCGUAUUUUAUUCUAGUUAGUUGAAUCGUUAUUCUGAGAUGUUAUAGACUUUAUCUUUUAAAGGGUGUAACUUCUCUUCUCAAAAUGGCACGCUGGUUCCUAAUAUCUUUUAUUGGUUGUUCGUUGUUUAUCAAUGU